This is a messenger RNA of Cucumis sativus (cucumber), 1474 nucleotides long. Its product is annotated as zinc-finger homeodomain protein 2. Gene Ontology annotation, biological process: regulation of developmental process; regulation of DNA-templated transcription. NCBI's taxonomy places the organism in Eukaryota, Viridiplantae, Streptophyta, Magnoliopsida, Cucurbitales, Cucurbitaceae. Gene Ontology annotation, cellular component: nucleus. The transcript has a single exon. Bases 414 to 1130 code for a protein of 238 amino acids. The record is from RefSeq and is a predicted model, not a curated record. Gene Ontology annotation, molecular function: DNA-binding transcription factor activity; transcription cis-regulatory region binding.
UGAUAUUUUGAAUUUUAUUGGAGUGGAAGGAAGGCAUUAGAAAACAGAAAGAGUAAAGACAGGUCCUUUUUUUUUUUUGUGUGCAGACUGGGGAAAAAUUGAUGGCCACUCUCUCACCCCUUCUCUUAUCCUUUCUUUUCUCACCCAUCUUUAAAUUUUUUAUUUUUUUUAUUAUUAUUCUCCAAAAGGGUUAACUUAAAAACCUCCCAAAAAAUUACUUUUUUUUUUUUUUUUAUUAAAAAGAAAUUGUUGUUUUGUUUUGUUUUGUUUAUAUACAUAUCUGAAGAAGAUACACACAACCCAUGUUUUGUUUUGUUUUAAUCUAAUCUCCACCCAAAGAAAGUUUUCGUUUUUAAUUUUUUUUAGAAAAAAAGUUUUGAAUUGUUUUUUUUUUUUGGGGGGUUUCUUCCAAAAUGGAAUUCGACGAGGAGAACGACGAGGAAAUAAUGGAUGAGAUGCCAAUCGCCACUCACCACUACGACUCGCUCACUAACUCAGCUUCAACUCGGCCAAAACCUGGUGAAGGUGCUUCAACAGCGAGAAAAGCCAGUAGUAUUAGAUAUAGAGAGUGUUUGAAGAAUCACGCCAUCGGAAUCGGCGGACACGCGGUGGACGGUUGCGGCGAGUUUAUGCCGGCGGGAGAAGAAGGAAGUAUAGACGCACUGAAAUGCGCCGCCUGUAACUGCCACCGAAAUUUUCACCGGAAAGAAACGGAUUCAGAUCAAGGACAUUACUAUUACCAACAACAACAACAACAAAUUUGUCCAUAUCGUGGGCCCACGCCACACCCAUCUGCUUACGUGUACAUGAGGGGGGCCCCAGUUCAACAAAGGGCGUUGGCUUUGCCGGCAGCAGCCGGGGGGAGGGAAGAGGACGACACGUCGAAUCCGAGUAGUAGCGGCGGCGGCGGCGGAAGUGGAAGUGGGUUGUUGUUGAAGAAGAGAUUUAGGACGAAGUUUAGUUCAGAGCAAAAGGAGAAAAUGUUAGAGUUUGCGGAGAAAGUUGGAUGGACAAUUCAGAAACACGACGAAGCUGAUGUCGAACGAUUCUGUAUGGAAACCGGAGUCCGGCGGCAAGUACUUAAGGUGUGGAUGCAUAAUAAUAAGCAUACUUUAGGGAAGAAACCCUAAAUUUUAAUUAGGGUUUUAAUUUCUUUCUUCUUCUUUUUCUUUUUCAAAUUUUAAUUUUAUUUAAAUUCGGUGAGUUUAGUAAUGGAUUAUUAUUAUUUCUUCUUCUCGAUGAUUAUGAUCAUGUUGUUUAGUGCAUUACUAGAGAAAACAAAAUUCCCAAUUUAGGGAUCUAAAACUAGGGUAGAAUAUUUUAAGUAGGGAUUUUUUUUUUUUUUAUAUGGGGUAUGAAUUUGAUGAGGAUGAUGAUGAUGAUGAAGAUGAUGAAUUAAUGAUGUUAACAAUUAAAAACUGAAUUUACACUCAACAUUUAUUAAUGGGGUCAUGUUGAAAGUUUGAAAAUGGAA